AUGAAGCUGAACAUAGAUUUACACUUCCGGGGUAUUGCGUGGUUGACAGAGAUUCACGAGUACGCCCAGCAGGACGUGGUCGUCAUGCUGCUGGGCAACAAGGCCGACUCCACGCAUGACAGGCUGGUGAAGCGAGAGGAGGGCGAGAAACUGGCAAAGGAGUUUGGUGUGCCGUUCAUGGAGACGAGCGCUAAAUCUGGACUGAAUGUGGAGCUGGCCUUCACCGCUGUGGCCAAAGAACUGAAGCACAGGACCAUGAAGGAACCGGAUGAGCCGAAGUUCCAGCUGCAGGAGUACGUCGACAAAGAAAUGAGGACCGCCGGCUGCUGCCGCUCGUAG
This is a messenger RNA of Stegastes partitus (bicolor damselfish), 339 nucleotides long. Its product is annotated as ras-related protein Rab-26-like. The record is from RefSeq and is a predicted model, not a curated record. Gene Ontology annotation, molecular function: GTP binding; GTPase activity. The transcript is spliced from 5 exons. NCBI's taxonomy places the organism in Eukaryota, Metazoa, Chordata, Actinopteri, Pomacentridae. Bases 1 to 339 code for a protein of 112 amino acids.